Molecule: messenger RNA, 2959 nt
Organism: Engraulis encrasicolus (European anchovy)
Lineage: Eukaryota; Metazoa; Chordata; Actinopteri; Clupeiformes; Engraulidae
Gene: pigm
Product: phosphatidylinositol glycan anchor biosynthesis, class M
Exons: 5
Coding region: 275-1567 (430 amino acids)
Biological process (GO): GPI anchor biosynthetic process
Cellular component (GO): glycosylphosphatidylinositol-mannosyltransferase I complex; membrane
Molecular function (GO): GPI mannosyltransferase activity; alpha-1,4-mannosyltransferase activity
Source: RefSeq, a predicted model, not a curated record
AAACGUUUUGAUCAUUUCUGUACAUGGCAUUUUAUCCAUAUAUUGAUAUUUGUCAUGAUAGUGUAAUUAUAUUUAGUCCAUUUCUCUAACCUGACGGAAUGGAGAUUCCAGUGGUCAUUCGUUACCCAUUCUACCUACCAGAGGAUGGGCUAAACAUCGUUAUUACGAUGUAAUGUGAAGGAAAGUCGACUGCCGUUGCUUAUAUACCUAAGCUUUUUAGAGAUUUAUAUGAGAUAGUUUGUUGUGAACAAGGAGGUCUGACUGCAGAAAAGUCAUGGCACUGUCGAUGCAAAAACCCCUCGCUCUACUGAUGAGGACGCACGUGCUGUUAAGUUUUGCUUUUGUGAUGCGGCUGCUGUUGGUUGGAGUCGGCGUUUAUCAGGACAGAACUAUGGUCGUAAAAUACACGGAUAUCGAUUAUCACGUCUUUACAGAUGCAGCGAGAUAUGUCACACAGGGUGAGUCACCCUACAACAGAUCCACCUACCGCUACACUCCCUUCUUGGCCUGGAUGCUGACCCCUAACAUCUACCUGACGUUUGUCUUUGGGAAGCUGCUGUUUGUGGCGUGCGACGUCCUCACUGGCCUGCUCAUCCAGCGGCUGCUGCUGCUGCGCGGCCUGCCGGAGUCGUCGGCCUGCCUCUACAGCGCCCUCUGGCUGCUGAACCCGCUCCCCGCAGGCGUGUCGUCCCGUGGCAACGCAGAGUCCCUGCUGUCGGCCCUGGUGCUGGCUACGCUGCUGUGCCUGGAGCGCGGGCGGCUGCGCGCCGGCGCCCUGCUCUACGGACUGGCCGUGCACAUGAAGAUCUACCCGGUGGCCUACGCGCUGCCUAUCGCCCUCUCGCUCCAGACCAGGGAGCCCGCGACGGGUACUGUAUCUGGAGGGGCGCAGGGAGGGGCAUUGAGCUGGGGGUGGAGGCUGUGGAGGUUCGUCUGCAGGGUGUUGAACAGAGACCUUCUCAUGUUCGCGCUCAUCUCUGGAGGACUUGUCUGUGCGCUGACACUCCUGUUUUAUCACAUGUACGGCUGGGCCUUCCUGCACGAGACCUACCUGUACCACUUGACGCGGCGAGACAUCCGGCACAACUUCUCGCCGUACUUCUACAUGCUGUACUUGACUGCGGAGAGUGGUGGCGGUGGCUGGAGCCGGGUGCUGGGCCUGGCGGCCUUCCUGCCCCAGGCUUCCCUGCUGCUGCUCAGCUCCCUGGCCUUCCACAAGGACUUGGCCCUCUGCUGCUUCCUCAACACAGCCAUCUUCGUCACCUUCAAUAAAGUCUGCACCUCGCAGUACUUCCUGUGGUACCUGUGUUUGCUGCCACUGGUUAUUCCUCAUCUCUCUCUGUCACUCAAGAAGGGACUGGGCCUUCUUGCUCUCUGGUUUGCCGGACAGGGUCUUUGGCUCGCCCCGGCGUACUGCCUGGAGUUUGAGGGCCAGGACACGUUUGUCCUGAUCUGGCUGGCGGGACUGCUCUUUCUCAUGAUCAACACCUACAUCAUGGUAUCCAUCAUCUCCCACUACAAGCCAGGACUGCACUCCAGGGAACACCAGAGGCUCAAAGCUGACUGAACCUGACCCUGUUUCUCUAAAACAGAGUUAGCUACUUUGCCAAUGGGAAAUUGCCUGGCAACCAAGUACUAAGUUAGCAGAAGCGCUGUUGAGAAACGCACCCCUGAACGGUCACCACAGCGGGGUUUCUUGAUGCUCCUUGUUUACUCUGGAGGAAUUCCCGUGUUCUAGCUGCCUGGAACUCUUAUGGUGCUAAACAUGGGGUGGUUUUGGGCAUUUGGUUUCAACCAGCAGGGCCAUGCCCUUGAUGACCCAUACAGUGCAGUACCAUGUCUGACCAGCAGGUGGCAGUCAGUUCACACUCAGCGCCAAGCUGUUUGGCUCUGACUCAAUGGAGAUAGUCUAUCUUCAUUCAGUGUCUUAUGCUCUUACAUCAGUCAUUCUGCUGAUGAAACUAUCGAUUUAAAGAAUUUCUGUUGGAAACCCAUCAACAAUGAAUAUAUGCUCUUAUUCUUCUGGUUUAAACAGUAUUUGUAACCUCAGAGUUUCAGCAUUUGGGUUGGUGUGCCAUAGGCACUGGGAUAGUGACAUGGAUAGUCAAUGAGGGUACAGAAUACAAAAUGGAUGGGCUUGUUGAAAUGGAUAUAAAGUACCCAGAAUUAUGGAUAUAGAAGAUAAGACAGAAUGGACCUGCAAAGCAGAAAUGGUGAAAUAAUCAGUUGAAAAGUCAGAAUGAGAUGUCUGCAAACUCAGGCCGCCCCUAAAGCCUCUGACAGUGCAGUUUCAUAAGUGUCCACCAUGUGGCGGUGUCUAGCCAAUAAGGACCUGGAGCUGCGCUGUAUAUCCUCGCGUGCCCUCUUGCGUUAUUGAGGCCAUUACAGCAUGAACACAAAUGAAAACAAAAUGUAAUGGAGAGGACUUGUUUGCUGAGAGGAUUUGGAUUAUCAACUGUCCUCUUUUUUGUUUUGUUUGUAAAGAUGGAGUUUGUAGGAUUGGGACCAGAGUAGGCAAUGCCAAUCUUACCAAUUGCAACUCUGCUGCCCAUUCCCAAAGUUGGUCUUUCCAUGAAUAUUUACAGGGUAAUAAAUUUGUAUUUACUGUUCUGACCCAAGUAAAGUUAGUUUUGCAGCAAAAUAAGUUUAAGCUUAUUACUGGAAAUUCAAAAUGGUGAACUCAGAGAAGCUCCACCUUUUUAUGUAUGAAAAAAAGUAGCUUUCGCAGUCACAUAUCAUAUUUAAAAAUUGAUGGCGGUGGAAAAUACUUUUAUAAAAAAGAUUACAUUUGUGAAUGGGCAGGAUCAUUUCUGGAAGCAAACUACUACAAGAAUUACAUGCUCUAAUCUUUAAAUAGAGACUGCAUUGAAUGGGAGCGAAGAAUCUUCUUCAUCAGGGUUUGUAAUCUGACACUACUGGGAAAUAUGUCUUUAUAAUAUUAUUCACGGUGCAGUUAAUA